AUGGAGAUAGAAAACAAAAGUCAUCUAGAAAGAACAGCAGCAGAACCGCGCCAGGCCGCACUCCACAAGGUCAUCCUGAAGAGAGUUGACGAGGUUAACGACACAAUCCGUGUUCUUCGCCUCGAGAUCCCAGACAGGGGAUCCAUAAGGUUCCUACCAGGACAAUGGCUAGAUGUCUACCCCCCCACCGUCCCCAAAGCCGGCGGCUUCACCAUCACCUCCCCGCCCUCCCGGGUCUCACCCACCGCUAACUCGGCCGGAUUUCUCGAGCUCGCCAUCCAAAAGUCCCCCGACAAUCCCGCCGCCGCCUGGCUGUGGGGAGCCGAGGACGACAUACUGGGCUCGGAGCUGGACGUGCGCGUCGGCGGCAGCUUCGUCUGGCCGCCGCCGGGCAUCCUAGCCUUUGCGCUGCGCAAGGUCGUCUUCGUGGCUGGCGGGGUGGGCAUCAACCCCGUCAUGAGCAUGCUCAGCGCCGUGGCCGAGCGGCCGGGAGGCGCGUUCGACGUCCACGUGUUCUACUCGGUGAAGGAUCCCGGACCCGAGAGGGAGGGCGAUAAGAUCCUAUUUCUUGAGAGGAUCGCCACUCUCUUUGCUAGGGGUAAGAUUCGGGGCUCUCUGAAGCUCUUCCUUACUGGGAGUGGAGAUUCUGUUACCGGCGACCCACAACGAGACGUCGUGUCCUGCAACGAAGUUGAUGUGCCGUUUGAAAGGAGGCGGAUCACUGUCGAUGAUGUUGCGGGAGCAGUUCAGGCGGACAAGAGAUUCGCAGUGGUGUAUAUUUGCGGAGUUCCAACGAUGACAGAUCGCUUUGUGACGGAGCUCGUUUCGCCGGAUGGUCUUGGUAUGGAACCGCACCGGGUCCUGUGUGAGAAGUGGUGGUAG
Messenger RNA from Phialemonium atrogriseum, 882 nucleotides. RefSeq lists its product as uncharacterized. Lineage: Eukaryota; Fungi; Ascomycota; Sordariomycetes; Cephalothecales; Cephalothecaceae. Gene Ontology annotation, molecular function: oxidoreductase activity. Gene Ontology annotation, cellular component: mitochondrion. The record is from RefSeq and is a predicted model, not a curated record. The transcript has 3 exons. Bases 1 to 882 code for a protein of 293 amino acids.